Messenger RNA from Durusdinium trenchii, 3403 nucleotides. The record is from the annotation of a GenBank genome assembly. Lineage: Eukaryota; Dinophyceae; Suessiales; Symbiodiniaceae.
AGCUGCUUAUGUGCGAUCAUGGAUCCGAGUGAAGCUAUUCGAAUCGGCGUGCGUUUGCGACCACUGGUGCCCUGCGAAGCGGGCCAAUCACACUGUUUGAAAGUCCGUGAUAAUGUCAUCAUGAUCGACGAUGGAGGCAAAGCGCCGAAGGAGUUCGCCUUUGACUACGUGAUGGACAGUACCAAUGCAAGGUCAGUGGACUUUGUGAGUCAGGAGAGAUGUUACCAACUCAUGGCGGAAAAGAUGGUGGAACAUGCGCUACAAGGCUACAGCACCUGCUUGUUCUGCUACGGUCAAACGGGCACCGGAAAGACGACGACGAUCCUGGGGAAGUCCAAGCCGAGCUCAGAGCAGGGGCUUCUCUUGCGCUUGGUUGCGGACCUCUUUCAACAGGUCAAGGUCUUGGCAGAUCAGGGAAAUCAUGCGCAAUGUCGAGUGCAAAUUGUUGAGGUUCACAAUGAGAAGGUGCGCGACUUGCUCACGGAGACUCCGGUUCCGACUUCUCCGACUCCAGAAGUGCAUGUGCAUCCGCAGCUGGGUGUCUACUUGAAACAUGUGCUUGAUCAGCCGGUGCACUCCUUGGAGGCUUGUCUCAAGCUCAUCGACGAGGCCAGCAACCGGCAGACGGUGGCGCCUACGGCCAUGAACGCGCGCUCCUCACGGGGCCACACGGUGUACAAGCUGAGUGUGGAGAAGCACGGCAGUGACAACACGGUGAUGACCUCCGAGGUGUACUUCGUGGACUUGGCGGGGCGCGAGAAUGAGCGCAGCACCAAGGUCUCGGGCGAUCGACUGGUGGAACUGAGCUUCAUCAACCGGAGUUUGAUGUGGCUUUCCCAAUGCAUCUAUGCCUUGGGCGGUGAACGCACACGUCGGACGAGCCGACUGAACAGCCUGGAGCUGGCGCGGACCGCGUUGACUGGACCGCGCGGAAGUGCGGACUCCAACGAGGGCAGUCGCGUGGUGAAGCGUGACAAGGGCCAAGUGGAGAAAAGGACGAGCAUCGAUCGCUCCAAGAUGUCCAGUCGUUCCAGUACCAUCUCCGAAGACUCGGAUGAUCGGAGGGGCAGUAAAGGCGCGGAGAGCACCGCGAGGUUUCGCAACUCGAAACUGACGCUUCUGUUGGCCAAAGCGCUGAGUGGGAAUUCCAAAACCUCGGUGAUUUGUACCUUGAGCCCUGCCAAAGCAAAUGCAGAGGAGAGCUACACAACCCUGAAUUUUGCUGCGAGCCUCAAGAAUGUCAAGGUUUUUGCCAAGCCAGCCACACGCAUCGACAAAGACUCUUUAAUUAGUGGUCUUCAGGCUGAACUGCACGAGCUGCGCGAGAAAUUGGCCGCCGACAAUUCUCUAGAGCUCUCAAGCCGACUUGAAGUGGCCAAUGGCUUGCUGGAGACGUACCGGGAAAGUUGGCAGCAAAAGAUUGAAGAGAACCAUCAGCUCAGAGAACAAUGCAAUUCGGCAUUGAAGAGGCUUGGAUUGGCCAAGUUUCGUGUGGCCGCGCGGGAGCACUCGUCCCCAUCCCCGAAGGAGCAUCACUCGUGGUCCUCCUCCAGUGGCCCAAGUCAGGAUCUGCGUGAAAGGCGACCCAGUUGUCCUCAUCUUGCAAGUUACUCCGAUGAUCCCGACACGAGCGGCCAGAGCUUUUUUCCCAUCAUGGAAAAGGGCUUGGAGUACUGCCUGGGAUGUGCACCUGAGUGUCACUUUGUUCUUCCGCGCAGCAACGGGAUUUCUCCCCAGUGUGCCUUUCUCUGGCUGGAGGAGGACCGACUCUUCCUGCGCCCGGCGAUGUCCGGAGGCACGGUUGUGGAAGUGAAUCAUACGAGGUUGCGCGGCGACGAGCGACGAGAACUCUUUCAUGGGGACUUUCUGGUGCUGGGCAGCUCCGUCUGUUUCUUCGUGAGCUUGGAGACGAGCGGCUUCGCGACCGGUGGUGUCGGAAGCGGUGCCUCGCGCGUGCAGAAGUUGCCCACCUGGUGGAGUUUGGGCCCAAAGGAGCGGAGCAAGAUGAUGCAAGAGAUCUUGGAGUCCGACUCCUCGCAUCAGCUGCAGGUGGCCUUGCACUACAUGUCCGUCUUACAGGGUCAGAACUUGGACUCCGCUGGCUUUCAAUCGCUGGACCAGUUCUUACGGUCGGCCCAACGUGCCGCACGCUUGGUGUCCGAGGCGAAUGCUCUCACUGACGCAUUGAAGCCACUCUCCAAUUUGAAGCUGGAGCUCUCCUCCAUUGCUCCGGUGAUGCUUUAUGGAUAUGGAGACAACUUUGCAAUUCCUGAUUUGUGUGUCAGACUCAUCAAGCGAUCCAGAACGUCGGAGGUCGAGAGCCUCUCGAUUUGGACCUUGCCGCAAUUCGAGGUGCGUCUGAAGAUGAUGCGCGAGCUGCACGAGAAACGGCUCCAAAACCCCGACACCUUUGCGCUGGAGAUGAGGAGACUCCAGCCCUGGGAGUCGGUGGAGCUGGCGGACACUCGGACCACCUCGACCUUGGCACAGGAUGCGGAGCGGCUGUUUGUGAAGAUGGACCACCUGCUUGCGCAACAAACGUCCGCCUCCGGCAAGGGACUCAAGGAGUCCAAGCUUGGCGAGGGUCGACAGCGGGAGCAGAUCGUGAAGAAGCAGACGCCUGCCUUCGCCAUCGCAGGACCUCGGAGCCGAUCGCUGGGCCGUCGGAGUCAGGUCGAAGACUCCUUUCAGAUUGAUCAGCUGGCAGAUGCAUCAACCAGCUUCUCAUCCUCAGGACAUAUCCCUGAGGCUGACUCUGCCGUGGUGGUGCACGAACUGCUCGGAGAUGCGAGCCCGAGCUUCUCGUCCGCGAGUUCAUGGUCCAAGGCAGGACGUGGAGAGCGAGAUGCGUCUGGAACAGUGCCUUGCUGGGUGACGACUUAUUCCAGAAAUCCCAAGAUCCCGGGCACCUCAACAGCGCCUGUGCCGGCUCCAAACAUGGGCCGCACGGCACAUCUCCCGAGCAGUGCAAGGGGCACAUCUUCUUUGAGUCCUCCCAGGAUGAAGUGGUUCACACGGAGCUCUGUACCGGUUGCAGGGGAGAUCGGCCAGGCAUCUGUGCAAAGCACGCCGGGAUUUCCAUUGUCGAAUGCUCAGGAUCAGCAGACGAUCGGCAGGAUCGGCAGCAGCGACCCAGGGCCGCGGGCAGCGGGCCGCGGGCGGGCUGAGUGAUGUUGCCGGUGCCCCAUUGCCGGUGGACACUUCCCGCGGCGCGACAUUGGCAGACCUUCCGUUGGGAAGGUCCCACGCAGACGCAGGAAACGGCCCUCGUUUGAGGGGCGGCGCAGACGCCCGGAGCGACCUGGCGAGAGCCGGAAGUCGUUCCGAAGAUGUAGGCAUAGUCAUGAGGGUUGCGAUUUUGAGUAGCAUCCUCAGCUCGUCCUCAGCGUGAGUAUGAGUAACC